UUUAGUUUAUUUUAUAACUUAAUGAAUGUUUACAUAUUGAUAAAAUCCACUGACAAUCACUGUAGAGUUUUGCAGUCUGUUUUCAUGGUAGAUUAACAGCUUACCAUUUUUCUUUUAACCAGGUAACCAGCAGCUUCAAGCUUAACGAUCCCUUGUCUAAACUUGGCAUGGCUUAUGCUUUUGAUGAUUCAAAAGCCAAUUUCAGUGGCAUAUCAGGGUUGAAUGACCUGUUUCUAUCUGCGGUUGUCCACAAAGCUUUUGUUAAGGUCAAUGAGGAAGGGACGGAGGCGGCUGCUGCAACUGCUGCUGUCAUGAUGAUGAGGAGCAUGCCCAUGCCACCUCAUGAGGUCACUGUUGACCACCCGUUUUUGUUUGUCAUCAGGGAUAAUCGAGCCAAUGGGAAUCUUUUGUUUUUGGGCCAGAUUGCUGACCCGUCCUCUUAAAAAAAUCAGAUGUUUAUAUAGAGAUCUAAGCAUUAGAAAUAUUAGUCAUUUUAAAUUACUUUUCAACAUUUUUGUU
Molecule: messenger RNA, 519 nt
Organism: Physella acuta
Lineage: Eukaryota; Metazoa; Mollusca; Gastropoda; Physidae
Product: leukocyte elastase inhibitor A-like
Molecular function (GO): serine-type endopeptidase inhibitor activity
Source: RefSeq, a predicted model, not a curated record